AAUACAACUUAUACGGCGGAAGAAUCUCUUAUCUUCUCGCCUCUCCUCUUUCUGUGAUCCUCCUUCUCCCUAAUUUCUCCAAUCUUCUACAACCCAAAGUAAUCUCCAUUUUCCUCAUCCAGAAGCUUCCUCUCACUGGACUGAUCAUUUCUCUGUCUUUCGAUCGCUUGGAUUCAGACCCUUUUGAAUUUCACGUUGAAGUUAGUUUCUGGGAAUUGGAUUCCGGAAUCCUUAGAAUCUGUGGAGAAUCGGUAAAAUCGAGCUCCGGGAAACGGACGGCUAAGAAAGCUUUGAUCGGUGAUUAAAAAGAUUUUGGAGAAGUAUAAGAUGGCGUGUUUGCAAGGGCCGGUAAUUUGCCCCACCGUUCGAGCAAAGCGAUCGGGGUUUGACACUCUGCCUGUGGUAGGCCCUUUGGUGAAGGCUAGGCUUGGAUUCCGAGGGAUCAGCGGCAGUAUCACGAAGGCGGGUUUUGCUUCCCGCCCUCGAAAUGCUCGAAAAUGCACAAGAGUGCAUUGUACUUUCAGUUCUUCGUCGGAUGGGAACGGAAGCAUGGCGGAGAAUUUCAAUGAAAAUGACGAAGAUUAUGUCAACUCUAGCGUACUUGAAGCCGUUGAGGUGAAGAGUGGAAUUGAUGGAUUCAUGAUCAAGAUGCGGGAUGGUAGGCACAUGAGGUGUGUCCAUAACAACCCUCAAGGGGGGCAUCUCCCCGAUUAUGCUCCGCAUCCUGCAAUUGUAUUGAAGAUGGAGGAUGGGACCGGUCUUCUUCUCCCAAUAAUUGUUUUGGAGAUGCCUAGUGUGUUGCUCAUGGCAGCAAUCCGCAAUGUUCCUAUUGCUAGGCCAACUAUGUAUCAAGUGGUGAAGGAGAUGAUUGACAAGAUGGGUUAUGAGGUCCGACUUGUCAGAGUCACCAAGAGAGUGCAUGAGGCGUAUUUUGCUCAGCUAUACCUCAGAAAGGCAGGUAGUGAGACAGAGUGUGUCAGCUUUGACCUUCGGCCUUCAGACGCCAUCAACAUUGCUGUACGGUGCAAGGUUCCCAUACAGGUCAACAAGUACCUGGCAUACAGCGAUGGAAUGAAAGUCAUCGAAUCUGGAAAGUUCUCAACUCAAGGCCCUGCUUCAGAUGGAUUAUUAUUUACUCAACUGGAUCGGCCAAAUGGUCAACCAUGUGUUGAAACGAAGGAGUUUAAUCUUGUGCGCAACAUGCUUAUAGCUGCAGUUGAGGAACGAUAUAGAGAUGCUGCUCAAUGGAGGGACAAGCUUCUCCAACUUCGUGCCAGAAAGAACUUGGCAUGAAUGAAUCGCCCGUAGGGAUUUAAAUUUGUACAUAGACAGCAUUCUUGGAAGUUUGAUCAGCUCAUCGGCUACACCCGCAAUCCGCCGUGCAUCUCCGCUCUUCUUAUAUAUAUAUAUGAAUAUAUGAUGUAAAAAGCCUGUGAAUAUAGUAAAUAAUUACGUGUAUGUAUAGACUAUAGUUAAAACUUACUAGCAAUGUAAUGGCACUUGUUGGUUUCUGCUAAGCCACUUAAUUGAGAGUUCGUAUUGUGAUUGGCAUGCGUGAUUCCAUGCCAACUUA
This is a messenger RNA of Pyrus x bretschneideri (Chinese white pear), 1573 nucleotides long. RefSeq names its product bifunctional nuclease 1-like. Lineage: Eukaryota; Viridiplantae; Streptophyta; Magnoliopsida; Rosales; Rosaceae. Bases 328 to 1293 code for a protein of 321 amino acids. The record is from RefSeq and is a predicted model, not a curated record. Gene Ontology annotation, molecular function: nuclease activity. Gene Ontology annotation, biological process: protein ubiquitination. The transcript has 11 exons. Gene Ontology annotation, cellular component: nucleus; VCB complex.